Cladophialophora yegresii CBS 114405 is the source of this 1542-nucleotide messenger RNA. RefSeq lists its product as uncharacterized. Bases 1 to 1542 code for a protein of 513 amino acids. The record is from RefSeq and is a predicted model, not a curated record. The transcript is spliced from 2 exons. Lineage: Eukaryota; Fungi; Ascomycota; Eurotiomycetes; Chaetothyriales; Herpotrichiellaceae. Gene Ontology annotation, biological process: positive regulation of transcription by RNA polymerase II. Gene Ontology annotation, cellular component: nucleus. Gene Ontology annotation, molecular function: transcription cis-regulatory region binding; zinc ion binding; DNA-binding transcription factor activity, RNA polymerase II-specific.
AUGGACGCGGUCAAGACCGAGGAGUCAACGGCGGCAGCUCAAAGCUCAGGCUCAAGUCCGCCAGCGACAGGUCCACAAGAUUGCCCAACCUGUGUUAGAAGGCGCAUCCGCUGCGAUAGAUCACUUCCUACGUGCAUCAAAUGUGCGAAGAAAAGCCUAGUUUGUCCGGGCUAUGGCCCUCGACUGAGAUGGGCCAAUGGUAUAGCCGUUCGUGGGCACCUCAAAGGUCGCACCACGCCACACAUAGAGAAACCACCGAAAGUCAGCAAAGCACCCUCAAAACUCUCGACCUCGCCGAAAUCCGUGAAGUCCUCCGGCACCGAUGAUACUCCAAGAACAGGACCCGGCAUAGACCCGCUGGAGGAGCUCUUUCCUGGUUUUCCAGACCCCUCCACUAGAUCUCGCUUGCUCAGUUAUUAUGACCAACAAAUUGCGGGUCUGAUGGUGUGGAUUGAUUCCGAGAAGAACGAAUAUCGUCGCCUGGUCGUACCACUGGCAGAGCAACAACCGGUAUUGCUUUUAGCCAUUCUCGCCAUCUCUGCUCAGCACCUAGCCGUCACGACAGGCCAGGAGACGAGUUUUCCCGCACGAGCCCGAGACGCGGCCGUCACGAUGAUAUCGAAGCAGAUCCAGCAGGUUACCGGCAAGCUAGCAGCCGGCUUCGAUCUCGGCAGUCAAAUUGACCCAGACACCGCGGUCUGGAUGCUCGCGUCAAUGUUGACUUUGGCCAACUAUGAAAUGUCCGAGACGGAGACUGGAGCGGCGGCCGCCGACUCUCACAGACAAGCUGCUAGGACAUUGGUGAAUGCUCUUGCCACCACUAAUCGCGAAACCAACGCCUUGUUCAAUUUCCUCCGAAACCAGCUCGCCAUCUAUGAUAUCCUGGCCUGCACCACAAUAUUCGGAGCCAUGAGUACGGUCGAGGUUAUUCUCCCUGCACCGGAUCAUUCCAACCUCAUCUUUUCGGAGUUCUUGUCGCUUCUGCACAAGGUCACCAUUUGGUCACGACAGCGGCAUGAAAAACAGUUCUCGGGGCAAUUCAGCCUCAUAGACGUACCGAUCACCUCAGUCGAUGUACGUGCGGGAUUUGAGCAAGCGCGAGGAUCGACCUUAAUGGCUGCUGGCAUCCUUGCUCUGCCUAGGGACGCAAGACGACGCGAUUUCGUUCGAAUCGUUGACAUCUACCACCACGCUGCACUGCUCUACACCUAUAGGGUCCUCUUAUGUAGCCACGUUGAGCAAACCGAGAUCAACGCCGCGGCAAUGCUCCUGUUCGAGAGGCUGGAUCAACUUGAAGACAAACCGAGUUGCAUGCAAAAUCUGCCGUGGCCUGUGUUCAUCGCAGGCACCGAAUGCCGUGAGGACCCGGCGCGACAAGCUUUUGUAGCGAAAUUGUACGAGGACAUUGCUCAAGAUAUGGGCUUCAAAUACUACAUCGGAAUUCUACACUUUUUGCAAGACCUCUGGUCGAACAGGCUUACCGACUGGACGGAUUUAGCUCGCCGCUACGAAGCCAACGGCAAGAAGAUCGUUGCUGUCUGA